Molecule: messenger RNA, 9850 nt
Organism: Coregonus sp. 'balchen'
Lineage: Eukaryota; Metazoa; Chordata; Actinopteri; Salmoniformes; Salmonidae
Source: the annotation of a GenBank genome assembly
CAGAGGGUCUUCCUCAGGUCUUCUACUUUGGGCCCUGUGGGAAAUACAAUGCCAUGGUGUUAGAGUUGCUUGGCCCCAGUCUAGAAGACCUCUUUGACCUCUGUGACAGGACCUUCUCUCUCAAGACAGUCUUAAUGAUGGCUAUUCAGCUGGUAAGUAAAGUUUGCAUCCAAAUGACAAAAGCUUGUUGUCGUGAAUUAUGCCCAUGUAUCUGUUCUGAUUGUACGUCCCAGUGUGUCCACUCGUGUUUUAAUGAUAGUUUUUUGGUGUGCGUGGAGUUGUGUGUACAUCUUUUUUGAGUGCAUGCGUUUGACCGUCACACACUCUCCGUUCCUCAGCUCUCCCGGAUGGAAUACGUCCACUCCAAGAACCUCAUCUACCGAGACGUGAAGCCCGAGAACUUCCUCAUCGGGCGGCAGGGGCACAAGCAGGAGCACAUCAUCCACAUCAUCGACUUUGGCCUGGCUAAAGAGUACAUCGACCCAGAGACCAAAAAACACAUUCCCUACAGGGAGCACAAGAGUCUCACAGGGACCGCCCGCUACAUGUCUAUCAACACCCACUUGGGAAAAGGUAGGGCUACAGUACUUCUCCCCUCUACCAGACAACUAAACUUGUCUCAACUUCCCUGAGUGGUACUUGCAUGGAUACAGUAUAGGCUAUUCUCUCAUGUUUGAUUGGCUGAACUCUACAAUUUGAAGGGCAUUGCCUUUGAGAAUUUGUGUACACAUAGCCGGGGAAGUCGUUUGGGGGUGCUGCACAUUUUUUCCGGGGGGGGUGGGGGGGUGUGGGGGGGGGGGGGGGGGGGUGGUGUGACGAAACAAUGAAUUUCCCUCCCCAAAAAUAUUUUUAUUUAUGAAAUAGCGCGGUGCAGCUGCCUUCACUUCACAAGGAAGCAGGUGAGUAGUGCUGGGGGAGCCUGAGGGAACUCACUUUUUUCUACUUGAGAAUACACUGAACAUUUAUUCAGAGCAAUUCUAAAUAAAUAAUAUUUAAUCACCACAAAAAGUCAAUUAAAACACGAUACAAUUACAAACCAAAUACAUAUGUAGGCUACAGCAGCCUAGAGGUAGGUCAAUUGUGGUUUCAGCCUUGUCUUCUCUCUGGCGAAUGAUGAACAACUGUAGGCUACAUGUGUGCUCUGUUGCAGUUUCACCGGUAAAACAUUAAUAAUUAUCAUUCAUGAUUGACAGUGAUGAUGGCCUAUAGGUAUGCCUAACUUGGUGUUUGAGGAUAUAAAAAAUAUAAAAUGUUCUUGAGACAAUAUAUGUGGGCAUAAGCAGACGUUGCAAUUGGAGGAUGCAUUUUAUGCAUAUUUUAUAACAGGGAUCUCCAACCCUGUUCCUGGAGAGCUACCAUCCUUUAGGUUUUCAUUCCAACCCUAAUCUAGUGCACCUGAUUCUAAUAAGUAGCUGAAUGGGGUUAGUAACAACUGGGGUUGGAGUGAAACCCUAAAGGACGGUAGCGCUCCAGGUACAGGGUUGGAUAGCCCUGUAAUGAUAGGCUAUUAAAUAGGCUAUUAUCUGUCGGUACAAACCUUGAUUGAGGAAAUGAUGACGUCAUUUACAUAUUUUUUGCGGCUCCCUCCUCUGAAAAAAAAUAGCACUACACCACUGCAAGUAAUAUCUGUGGUAGGUCUGUUGCCGGUGAUGUCUGUAAACUGCAUGUGUUCCCCGCUGGCUUCAUUCAUCUGAGCAGAAGCCAAAAUACAAUCUUCCUGUGCUCAUUACGAACAGGGUAAAUAAAGCACCUUGAAUGACAGCACCAUAUGGACAACUCAACCGUUCACCUGGAGACUUCGUGCCGCUAUUUUGAUCUGACAUUGUGUCAUAGCCUACACUUGGAUUAGCCUACACUGUAAUUCAUAAAACUGAACUGGAUUAUUUUACCGCACUCCAAUGCAUGCACGAUUUAUGCAAUAAACUGAGAUACUGUAUAUUGCGGCGCCAUUAUUGUUUUUGGGCUGCGCUACAGACGGCUAUAUCGGUCUGCUAAAACAGGACUAGUAAAAGCCCAGUGAACUACUUUUGUAAAAUAUUUAUCCAGAUUUUUCAGGGGUUCCUUCAGCACCCCUACUUCCCGCGGCUAUAUGUGUACAUACAUAGCAUUUAAUGUCACUAAACCAGAGGUCAUUCAAAUUCAGAAAGGUUCUAUUUUGUUCCUAAUUUGGAGCUGAAUGCAUUGAAAGUCCUACAUAAGCCAUAAGCCCCAACACAAGGGUAUGGUAGGUAGGUUAAACGUCGGUCACAGCUUAAAGCGGACACCCCUCCCUUUUGUUUCAGAGCAAAGUCGACGGGAUGACCUGGAAGCCCUGGGCCACAUGUUCAUGUAUUUCCUACGAGGGAGUCUGCCAUGGCAAGGACUCAAGGUAGGGGAGCUAGGCAUGAUAUCAGCUGGGUUGUGUUCAGUAGGCACAAAAUGGAUAGCACUAUCUGAAUUUGUCCAAUAUAGAAAUGCUCAUUUUUGUUUUCUGUUGCAUAACAUUUUGCUACGAUGUGCUCUAAUAAUGAUCACAACCCAGAUAUUAGGAGAGUGUGAUGCACUACUAGUAGUGAUUCACAGAGGGGAAGAGGGAAUGGUAGCCUAAACUAAACAGAAGAGCAAAAAAGAGGGAGAUUGAAAGACUGGCAAGGAAGAGCGAAGGCAAAAUGUAACAUUCGGGUGAAGGGAGGGGAAAGGAGUGAGAAAAGAUAGCAAGAGUGUGUUUGAACUCAAUUUGUACCUUCUACCUACAGGCUGACACCCUGAAAGAGCGAUACCAGAAGAUUGGAGACACCAAGCGCAACACUCCCAUCGAGGUCCUCUGUGAAAGCUUUCCAGGUAUUGCCAGUCUUCCUUCCUGACCCUGACACUAGUGCAUGCCUUUCCUAAAACACACGCUCUGCACUGCAUACGUAGUAAAAUGGCAGUAAAUAAUCGCAAUAGAAUAUACAAGAGCAAGCUGUACUGAGAAAUGGGCUCAAGUGAGCAGAAGAUGAUUCUUGAAGGAAAGGCGCAUCGGGGAGGGAUUGGAAAAGUAUGCACUUGCAAGACAAUGUUUGCAAAUGCUUCCUUGACCUUUGAAAGCUCAAUGACCACAUUUUCCUCCUUUAUCUGUUCUGAGGAUAAUGGCCUUAUCUCUCAAGUACAUCUGUUGGUAUGGAUCAAUUGUGUUCCACAAAAAAUGUAUUCUACUUUGUUACAUAAGGUGCUGCAAUUCCAUGCAACCAUGCGGUCUUGGUGCAAUCUAUUGUUAGGUAUGACUAGAUGGAGCUCUUGUUUUGCCUGAACCAUGUUGACUGACUGUGUCGACCCCUUAUAGAAGAGAUGGCCACGUACCUGCGCUACGUGCGGCGGUUGGACUUCUUUGAGAAGCCCGACUACGAGUAUUUGAGGACUCUGUUCACCGAGCUGUUUGAGCGAAAAGGUUACACCUUUGACUACACCUACGACUGGGACGGCAGACCGAUUGUGAGUAGCUAGUGCUCACAUGCUAAAUAGCAUAAGUGUAGGCUCACAAUAGUCAUAUAGGGGCUAUUGAAAGAGACUUGUUAACUGUUCAGUCCUGUAUGUUUUGGUAUAAUAAUAACUUUAUUUGUGUACCGUUCAUAGCUGGAAAGUCGUGAAAUCACAAGUACAAUAGACAUUUAAAACACAAGUGAAAGGCAUACAAUACUGUAAAACUAGUUUUUCAAAGAAGACACUUCAGACUUUUGGGCAGCUCUCCAAUUGAGCCUUUUUGUCUCUCUGUCUCUCGCUGUCUCUCUCUCGCUGUCUCGCUCUGUCUGUCUGUCUGUCUGUGUGUGAGUGUGUUAUAUUUACUUUGUUGUUUCUGCUCCAAUGGUCUCUCUCUCUCAGCCUACUCCAGUGGGGUCUGUCAACGUGGACUCGGGUGCGUCUGCCAUCACGAGAGAGAGCCACGCUAACAGAGACAGGCCCUCUCAGCAACAACCCCUACGGAACCAGGUAAACACAGUAGUCUCACUCAGCAGUUCACUUCGGCUCUGCCUGUUUAUCUGAAAAUGGCAAUAAUUUCAAGAAAAUCUACUAAAAUCCUAUUCAUAAAUCAACAAAUCCUCUUGGAAAAUGAGAUUUUUUUGGCGCCACUUCAUGAAUGCAAUUUCAGUUUAUUUUUGCUAUAAUGUCAUCAACCCCAAUUGUUCUACUCAAUUCCAUUUCCACUCCUGUCAGUUGAAUUGGACAAGGAAUUUCACCAUAGGAGAGCCAAUCCAGUUCCCAAAUUGACAGAGAUUGAAAUGGACAGUUGUCACAAAGUGCUUAUACAGAAACCCAGCCUAAAACCCCAAACAGUAAGCAAUGCAGAUGUAGAAGCACAGUGGCUAGGAAAAACUCCCAAGAAAGGCAGGAACCUAUGAAUAAAGUGAGAGGAUCGAAUCAGCAGGUCCGGGAGAAGGUAGCACAACUGGUGAACAGGUCAGAGGUCCAUAGCCGCAGGCAGAACUUCAGAAACUAGAUCAGCAGCACGACCAGGUGGAACGGGGACAGUCAGGAGUCGUCAGGCCAGGUAGUCCUGAGGCAUGGUCCUAGGGCUCAGGUCCUCAGAGAGGGAGGGAGGGAGGGAGAGAGGUAACCUAAGAUCACACAGGACACCAGAUAACAGGAGAAUUAUAUCAGACAGGACAGACUGACCCUAGCCCCCCGGCACAUAGACUAUUGCAGCAUAGAUACUGGAGACUGAGACAGGAGGGGUCGGGGAACACUGUGGCCCCGUCCAAAGUUACCCCCGGACAGGGCCAACCAGGCAGGAUGUAACCCCAACCACUUUGCCAAAGCACAGCCCGCACACCAGUAAAGGGAUAUCAAUAGACCACUAACUUACUACCCUGAGACAAGGCUGAGUAUAGCCCACGAAGAUCUCCCCCACCACACGAUCCUGAGUACAGGAAGGAUGUGAGCAAGCCAGUGACUUAGCCUCCGUCAUAGGGUCAGAGAUAGAGAAUCCCAGUGGAGAGAGGGGAGACAGCAAGGGUGGUUCGUCACUCCAGUGCCUUGCCGUUCACCUUCGCACCCCAGACUAUAUGCAAUCAUAGGACCUACUGAAAAGAUGAGUCUUCAGUAAAGACUUAAAGGUUGAGACUGAGUCUGCGUCUCUCACAUGGAUCGGCAGACCAUUCCAUAAAAUGUUUUGCUGUAUAUGAGAAAGCCCUGCCUCCAGCUGUUUGCUCUAGGAACAAUAAUGAGGCCUACGUCUUGUGACCGUAGCGUGCGUGUAGGUAUGUACGGCAGGAUGAAAUCGGCAAGAAAGGUAGUAGCAAGUCAAUGUAAUGCUUUGUAGGUUAGCAGUAAAAUCUUGAAAUCAGCCCUAGCCUUAACAGGAAGCCACUAGCACUGGAGUAAUAUGAUCAAAUGUUUUGGUUCUAGUCAAGAUUGUAGCAGCCGUAUUUAGCAUAACCCUGCCAGCCACACACGGACAAUCGAUAAGCAUUGCUUGCUUGAACACCAUAUACACUCCCCUCCGUAUUAUUUGGACAGUGAAGUCAAAACUUUCAAUUUGGCUCUAUACUCAAGCAUUUUGGUUUUGAGAUCAAAUGUUUCAUAUGAGGCAACAAGCAUAGAAUGUCACCUUUUAUUUUAGGGUAUUUUCAUACAUCUGUUUUACCGUUUAAAAGGUGACAUUCUGUACUGUCGCCUCAUAAAACAUUUUAUCUCAAAUCCAUAAUGCUGGAGUAUAGUGACAAAUUAAAAGUUUUAGCUUCACUGUCCAAAUACAUACAGAGGGGAGUGUAAUUGUAUAAUUGACAUAGAGUGAGCUGCAAAGCUGUUAAAGGUUAGUGUCAAUGCUAUAGAGUUGCAUGAUUAUGGUUUUAGGAUUGUCUAAAUACAUCACAUUUGAUCUCAACAAGCUUAAUAGUUUACACUACAGUACAUCCACCACCAUUUAAAUUAGUACAAGUAGUAGAACAUAGUUAUUUUCCAACUUGAUGGCUCUGCUUAUGCUCCACACAUUUCAAGCCUUCCUUUAAAAAAAAACAUUGUUUGGAUUUGUGCUAUUUGGCAAAAAUCAUAGUUUUCUGCAUAUUCGCUUUUGGAAAAAGACAGAAGCAAAGGAGCUUUCAGGUAAAAAAUAGGGCUCCUAGCAUGUAGUCUCAGCUGAUAUUUCAGAUGAGUUGCUGUUGGCACCAAAAUAUCUUGUCCAUAUCCGCCUCUGCCUGACUGUGUUCGACCGGAGAGGCAUGAAGAGCCGCAAAAUGAAUUUCUCCACUGGAAGUCCUCUAGCUUAGCUCCCGACAGGCAGGGAAGCUUGUCUCAAAUCUGAUUGGCUGCAGCUUGAGUGGUGAUACUUGAUUGUCCUAUGACUGCGUUGCGUGAGUGUGUUGCGUUGCGCCCAGGAGUCCCAGACUAAUCUCUAAUCAGUGCUCCACCUGUGCCACCAUUGGUGCUACAGUAUGUGCCAGAAAGAGAUUGUGAGAUGGAGAGACAGAGAGAGUGCGAGAAGCAAUUGAUAUGGAGGGGGGAUUUAGGUGGAGAAAGAAGGGAGUAAGCGGAAAGAGAUGGAAGGUGAAGAAGGCAGAGUGGACUUGAAGGAGAGAGGGAGAAAAGAGGAGAGAAAUGAGAGGGAGAGAAGGAAACGUCCUUGGUUUUGAGGAGGUCAACUUAUAUCACCCCAUCAGUCUCUCCAGGCACAAGUCGUUUUAUUGAGCCAGGGCUUCAGACCUGCGAGACAGGAGAUGCCAGCCAGUAUGAAAUUAACUCAGUGUUUUCCGGUUGAAAGCUCCCAGACUGCAUAAGUCACCUGCCAAAACUCCUGCCACAACUCUAUUAGCAGCUAAUCCCUCAAUGUCCUGUCACGUACAACCUGUCCUGUCCAGGGGAACGGUGAUGAAAGAAUUACAGGGGGACCAAGCAGAUCCUGCCUGGCCCAGACUUCUCAAUCAAUAUAGCCAGGAUUCAGGACAAAGAAACAACGCAGGUCUCUUAGGGAAGACACCAGGGUUAUAAAAUAAGGAAAUACAAAAAAGAUGAAGAUGUCAAACAUGCAUACAGGGUUUCUCUUAACUGGCUAAAAACAUUUUGCUUUAAAUACACAAAUGUAUCUAAUUUUAAAGCUAUUGUUUUUUUCCUUGACACGGCUUACUUUUUUGUUUUGAUCUGGUUGUUCUCAAUUACUUACACGUAUUCACGGCUUUGCCACACGUCUCACCUCUGCUUUUCUUUGUUUUGUUUUUCUGCGCUGCAUCGCCUCUCGGCGCCUUCCUCUCUCGCUCACUCUCGGCCCACCCACGUCUCCCUCCGCCCAUCCGCCUCCACAAUCAACCAACCAGAUGGCUGCAUCAGACCGCAGAGGAGCAUGGGAUGCACAGCCCCACCGGCAGACAAAUUCCUCCUACCUGAGCAGCUCCCACCUGGCCGCAGACAGGCAUGGGGGCUCUGUGCAGGUAUACACCAACCAACCACGGAGAGACUCGAAUGCUAACUACCUGUACACUGGCUGGCUUUCAAAACAGAAAACCUGCUUCAUUCCUAUGUCCUUGAUAGCCCUCUAGCCCACAGAUCCAAAGGGACAGAGUAGAUGAAAGCAGUUGAAUCGCUAGGUGGGGCCAUUGCCACGUUGCUUGCACCACCUGUUCUUUGCCCUUAAGAUAAAAUAUGUUGUGCUGUAUAUGUGACGCUGUUCCACAUGUUGAACAGCAGAGGCUGUUAUGAUGAUCAACAGCGGAGGCUGUUCAUCAUGUUGUGUUUCUGUGUUUAGCAGCAAGAGAGGAGAGCAGCUCAUACACAGCAUCAAGCAUGCACUCUGGAGGAGGCAGACAGGGAGAGACAGGUUCACAAGGCCCAUCAGACAAGCACGUUCACUCACACUCGAUCAAGAACCUUUCCCAAUAAGGGAAACCGGUAGUAAAGGGGUAGCGGUAAAGGCUAAUAAGCCGGAUAAAUGGCACCACACAUGGAUGUCUGGAAAUGGCUAAGCUGUAUGGAGGGAGAUUGGUAACUUCACUUUAGUUGAUGUUUCUGUUGUGAGGGCCUACAUACUACUGUCGUGUGUGACCGAGCAGGCGAGAUGCCAUAAGCAUUCAUUACAGCUGAUGUCAUCAUAACAGCUUAUGACAACUGGCUUUAUGCUAACUUGACACUAUUUGUUGUUGUUAAGAUAGUUGGCUAGGCCUACUGCGAGCUAGCAUACAAAUGUAAGUAACAGUUAUAUGUUGUGACAGUGUUAAGUCAGUUGUCACAAGAUGCGGCAGGUAGCCUAACGGUUAAGAGCGUUGGACCAUUAAUCGAAAGGUCGCUGGUUUGAAUCCCGUAGCCGACUAAGUGAAAAAUCUAUCUGUGCCCUUGAGCAAGGCACUUAACCCUAAUUGCUCCUGUAAGUCGCUCUGGAUAAGAGUGUCUGCUAAAUGACUAAAAUGUAAAAAAAUAUAUAAUGUAAUUAUGGCACUUUGGGCUAUAUUAUGAUCAUGACAGUGUUUGGUUGACCUUAUGAUGGAGUUGUCAAUGUUGUCAUUGGGUAUUUUUCCGUUUUAAUCCUCCUAGCAGAAUGAUCCUUAUUUUGGCUUGACUGAUAUAUCGUUUUUCCUCAUGUGCCUCAGGUGGUAACCUCCACCAAUGGGGAGCUGAACGCAGACGACCCAAUGACGGCCCAUUCCAACGCACCUAUCGCAGUGCAGGCCGAGGUGGAGGUGGUGGAAGAGGCCAAGUAUGUAUAUGGCGCUUCGUCUUCUGUUGCAGCUAGCUCUCUCUCUCUCUCUCUCUCUCUCUCGCUCUCGCGUUCUCGCUCUCUCACUCUCUCUCUCUCCCUCUCCCCAUCUCUCGCUUGGUCAUUGGUCUCUUUCAUUUUACAUUUACAUUUUAGUCAUUUAGCAGACGCUCUUAUCCAGAGCGACUUACAGUUAGUGAGUGCAUACAUUUUCAUACUGGCCCCCCGUGGGAAAUGAACCCACAACCCUGGCGUUGCAAGCGCCAUGCUCUACCAACUGAGCUACAGGGGACUCUUUCAGUAGCACUUUGUUGUUAGUUGUAUUGGAAGACAAUUUAUGACAGCAAGUGGUAUUUGGGGUAAUUUCUUUACCACGACUCUUGCUCAAUCCAUGAGAUUGACUGACUGUCCAAUCCCAACAAGUUUGAAGCUCAGUAAAAGAGGAUUAGAUCCAAUAAAUCAAACUGCUUGAGUCAGGAUCAAAUCAUGUCCAACCAAGUUGUCUCUUGUGGAUGGAACCUGUUGGGACCGGAUGGGGUUUUGAUGGGGAUCUCCUGACAAACUGAUAAUCUGCAACAAAUCCAAAUUUGGUUCAGUUACAGUUUUAAUUACAAAGUUAAAUUGCAAAGUUAUUAAGGUGAUCUAAAUUAUCUUAUUAAAAUGUUCUGAAAAUAUACCAACUAGCUAAAACAAAAAAUAACAAAAUCAAAAUCCCCAUCCUUGUUUAGUAAGAAGCUGUUCAAUCAUCAUUUCAAAAUAGUUAAUAAGUACCGUAUACCUAACUAAACAGGUGACUUUUUUUCACAUUCAAUGUCAUAUAGUAGAUUUACAUAUGUUACCUAUUCUGAUUAUUCUCUAUUCCUAAAAAUCAGUUGACAGUUGAGUUUACAUUGUAUAAUAUAGGUGCUCUGUCUCUCAUUCACAUUUGUCUCUUUGUUUUGAUUGUUUCCCUUGCAUGAACUGCAAUGAUUGUCCUUUCCUCCACUGCCCAGCCACGGUUUUGUCUCUUACCUGUGUGUAUGUGCGUGCGUGCAGUUGUACAUUGCACAAGGACUAUCUUAGUCGUUGUCCCUCUCUUUCUCUCUCUGUACAUUAUUAAUAUGUCUUUUCUCCUCACACUCUUUGUAGCUGCGUGAAAAUGCUCAACCUGUGGUGAGUCCCCGCUCCCAUGCACAUCAGCCAUUCAAAAGGGAGUGGACUAGACUAGCACUAAAC